Medicago truncatula (barrel medic) is the source of this 884-nucleotide messenger RNA. RefSeq names its product protein BUD31 homolog 2. Gene Ontology annotation, cellular component: spliceosomal complex; nucleus. The coding region runs from base 174 to 611 and encodes 145 amino acids. NCBI's taxonomy places the organism in Eukaryota, Viridiplantae, Streptophyta, Magnoliopsida, Fabales, Fabaceae. The transcript is spliced from 4 exons. The record is from RefSeq and is a predicted model, not a curated record. Gene Ontology annotation, biological process: mRNA splicing, via spliceosome.
UACCCAAUCCCCUAUGGUAGCACCGUCCAUGAGAGCCAACAUCCGGACAGAUUCACUCUACAACGCUGUACUCGGUCUUUCUGGUCAGCCCCUCUAAAGGCAGCCCUUUCUGAGCCACCAACAACCAGCUCUGAUUCCAGUUAAUAGAAACCAACUAGUAUUAUUAGAUAAAAAUGCCAAAAGUAAAGACAAGCCGAGUUAAAUACCCAGAAGGCUGGGAAUUAAUUGAGCCUACACUUCGUGAACUUCAAGGAAAGAUGAGGGAAGCUGAGAAUGACCCACAUGAUGGCAAAAGAAAAUGUGAGACUCUGUGGCCUAUAUUUAAAAUUGCACACCAGAAGAGCCGCUAUGUAUUUGAACUCUACCAUAAGAGAAAGGAAAUUUCUAAAGAAUUGUAUGAAUUCUGUUUAGAUCAAGGAUAUGCUGAUCGCAAUCUCAUUGCAAAAUGGAAGAAGCCUGGUUAUGAACGCCUAUGCUGCUUGAGGUGCAUACAGCCACGCGAUCACAAUUUCGCCACCACUUGUGUAUGCAGAGUGCCCAAGGAGCUCAGGGAGGAGAAGGUUAUAGAGUGUGUUCAUUGUGGUUGCAAGGGUUGUGCAAGUGGGGAUUGAUUGGACCUCAAUUAUAUUAAUCUGGAGGAUUUGUUGGAAUCAUUUUGUUCUUGUUUUCUGAAACCCUCUACGUUGUAUCACAACCGUUUACUAACUUCACAAGAGCUAUGCAUUGGGAAUAUCUUUAGUUAAUUAUCAUAUCAUCCGCAUAGUUCAAAACUUGACUUGAGUUUUGUAACAUUUGGAGUAGAAUAAUUGAACAACUUGUAAUACUCUUACGCCCCAUGUGUAUUAUUAUUAAUUAAUUGUUAGACUUCUUCUACCUUUGCUCAA